CAGACUGUAGCAGCCAAUCCAAACAGCCGUCUGGGACGUAGCUGUGCGUCGCAGCCUGGCUGGUGUCGGUGGUUACGUGACGUCGUCAGCACCGCAGUCUCGCCACAGUAGCAGCGGCACAGCACACCCAUCAAAAGCCGUGUACAUCCAGCCAUCUGACGUAGAGGAGAAGGCAAGAACCAUAAUGGCAGCAGCAUCCCCCUCUCUGGACCCAGAUUUAAUGCGGGAGGUUCUUGAGUGCCCUAUCUGCCUGGAGACCUACAACUCAGACCAGAUGAGGCCCAAGCUCCUGCAGUGUGGUCACACGGUGUGCCGGCAAUGCCUAGAGAAGCUGUUGGCAAGUACUAUCAAUGGUGUGCGCUGCCCAUUCUGCAGCAAAGUCUCCCGAAUGAGCAGUAUCUCCCAGCUGGCUGACAACCUUACUGUGCUCAAGAUCCUGGACUGUACUAGCUCCUGCAGUGCUGCUGCCGCCGCCCUCAUGUGCAAAUCCUGUUGCAACCGUCUCCCACGCCAGUACUGCCAUGAUUGUGCUACAGUCCUCUGUGACCUCUGUAAAGUGGACGGUCACCUGCAUCAAGGCCACUCAGUCCAGCUAAUCAGGCUGGCAGCUGAACAGCGCCGCAAAGAACUGGGUAGCAAGUUGGCUGCUCUGCGUGAGGCUAUGGACCAAAUUCAGAAGAAAAAGACAGCUAUUGACAAUAUUUCAAAGUCCUUGAGACUUAAGUAUCGGGCAGUGCAGCAGGACUAUGCCACAGCUGAGCUACGUAUUCAAGAGGAACUCAGUCGCUCUCGAAGGACAUUUGCUGCUUCCAUGGCAGAAGUGGAAAAGCUCAAUGGACAGAUCCUGGAAGAGCAGACAUAUCUCCUUAACAUUGCAGAAGUGCAGGUAGUGUCUCGCUGUGACUACCUGACAAUGCAGAUGAAGCAGAGUGAUAUUGCUCUGUUAAAGGAUGAUAGUGGGGGCAAUGAUGAAGAGGAGCUUGACUUGAGGACCAGCUUACCAAUGACAUUUAAGCUUCAAGAGCCAGAGCUGGUCCGGCCAGAGAAUCCCAAAGCAAUAGAGGUGGGCCAGAUCACCACUAACACCUGUGCUGUCAAUACAGAUGAUGAGGAGAGUGGGUUGGAGCUCGCACUUGAGGGUGUUGUUGAAGGAGUAGCUGGGGCAGAAGGUGCUACAGGAGGUACAGCAGGAGCUCCAAUGGAUCUUUAUAGAGAUGUAGACAUGGUUGCAGCUGUAGAGGAGGCAGUAUGUGCCUCACCAGGCAGUUUUAAGUCAAAGUCCAUGGAUGGAGGGGGGCCGUCACCUGGUGGGGCUGGGGCAGCCGCAGGUCUCCAGGUAUGCCAAUUUGUGAAGAAGAUGGGCCGUAAAGGGAACCUGCCUGGCAUGUUCAACUUGCCAGUCAGCAUUUGUGUGACACCACAGGGUGAGGUCUUGGUGGCUGAUCGUGGCAACUACCGCAUCCAGAUCUUUAAUCGCAAAGGUUUCCAGCGUGAGAUCCGCCGAAAUGCCAGCAGCAUUGACAACUUUGUCCUGAGCUUCCUUGGAGCUGACCUGCCCAACCUCAUCCCAUUGUCCAUCGCUGUCACCCCUCAAGGCCUGAUUGGGGUUACUGAUAACUAUGACAAUUCAGUUAAAGUCUACACCAUGGAUGGACAUUGUGUGGCCUGCCACAAGAACCAGCUGAUUAAGCCCUGGGGAAUCACAGCCAUGCCAUCAGGCCAGUUUGUGGUUUCAGAUGUGGAAGGAGGCAAGCUGUGGUGCCUGGCAGUGGACCGCAAUGUGGGUGUGGUCAGCUACAACCGACUUUGCUCUGCUGUGCGGCCAAAGUUUGUGACAUGUGAUGCAGCUGGAACAGUGUAUUUCACUCAGGGCCUUGCCCUGAACUUUGAAAAACGCCACAAUGAGCCCCACCUCGAGGGUGGCUUCUCCAUUGGCUCGGUGGGUACUGACGGCCAGCUAGGGAAGCAGCUGAGCCACUUCUUCUCAGAGACAGAGGACUUCCGCUGUAUCACUGGCAUGUGUGUGGACAACAAUGGUGACUUGUUGGUUACUGACAGUGGCAGGAAGGAAAUCCUCCAGUUUCCUAAAGAGGGUGGAUUCAAAAUUCUCAUCCAGGAAGGGCUGACCUGCCCUGUGGGAGUAGCCAUCACUCAGAAAGGACAGCUGCUGGUGUUGGACUGCUGGGACCACUGUGUCAAAGUCUACACAUACAUCCAGAGGAGACGGUCUUCCACCUGUUAGGGGAAAUAAUCCAGUCCAUCCACAAGUAUCUCUGAAUGUGUGAGAGGUGCACUGGGGUAUGUGUUGAUGUGUGUAUGGGUGUUGGGGAAAGGUAGAAAAAAAACCCUAUUGUAUUGGUCACUUUAAUAUCAGUGGCUCCAGUACAAACAACUUUCACUCCAGCUUUCAUUAGGUGAUGAAUUCAUAUCACUAUACCAGAUUUGCAAUCACUUUGGGUCAAAUAAUGUUGAUUUUUAGCUGUGCUACAAUGCAAAUUCUAUCAUUCAUGCAGAUUUUAAUGGAUCACAGCACUAAAAUAUGCCUGCCAAAAUUUCAGCAGCAGAGAAUGCUGGCACAAUUUACACAAAGAAAGCCUUAAUUAGUGUUUUUGAAAAAUUAUAAAAAAGUAGCAGCCAAUCCAGGCACAACUAUCAUAUAAGAGCCUUUAAGAGCACUCCUGUCUACCUUCUCUGCUUGCUUACCCACCUUUAAGCCUCAUUGUAUGAGUGGAAUGCAUGGAUUUUUCCUCAGUUGUCUCAGCUUUUCAACAUAAACAUGAGAGAAAGCUGAACAUUAAACACUGACAUACAUGUGACAUAAAGCAAACUAAGGCGUAUGGCCUGUGAAGCACUUUAUCAUUGACAUUUCACUGUUUCGUAGAGUGAGGCCGGUCACAGUAAUAAACUCUGGUAUAACUGAAUGCAUCUGCCAUCAUUAAAUUUAAUUGGUUAUCUGUGGUGGGGAUUGGUCAAACUUCCAGGUUUACCUUGUGGUUAGCUAAUAAGACAUUAUUACGCAAGCAUCAACAUUCAGUUAGUUGCAGAGGACAUUGAUAAAAUAUGUGCAAUGGAAAAGACACUAGGCGUUUAGAGCCCAUUUAGAAAAGUAAUAAUGCAAGAAAGCCAUUUGCAGUGGCUUGGGAUGGUCCUAUUUAGAUCUUCAUGAAAAAGCUCUUGUACAGGUGUGUAAAAACCCAUAUCUGUUUUUCCUUUUCAGUCAUGGAAGUUUUAUAUAAGAAGAAAAUCAAAGGCUCUGUUUAAAGAACUUGCUAAGAAAUGUAUCAUUUAUUUUUAUUUUAUUUAUUUGGUAUUUAUUUUCACUGUCUAUAACUGGCGUACUCGAUUUUGCACACUGUGCACAAUAGCCACAAUCUCUCCAGUUGAGACUACAGAAGAGCAGUUUGUGACAUUUUCACUUCACUUUAUUUACUCAAGCAUGAUCAGAUCACUGAUGCGCAGAACCUCGUCUCUAUCUACUCUUCCCCUCAACCUUCUGUCAGGGACCUCCCAGACAACUCUUGAUUCAAGUGAAGUAGUAGCAAGAGGCAGGUUGAAGAAACCCAUCUGCAAGAUGAAAUCCUUCACAAUUGCCCUGGAUCCCAUUCCAGCUGUUAUGCUUAUUCAUGCAUCUGGUGACCAAGAGGUUGUGGUCAUCUUCAGGCCUCUCCUCGACAUCCCAUUCCUCUGCAAACUGCUGGAAAGAGUGGUUGCAGAUCAGAUCCAGGAACAUCUCAAUCUCAACAACUUUUUUUGAAAAUAUCCAUUUUUGUUCACUGUAGCGCUCAAACUGUUUUACUUAGGAUCAGUUGAAGAUCCUGAUGGUGGCUGACUGUAGCUCCUUUCCUAAUUCUCUUUGACCUUAACACUGCUUUCAACAGCACUGACCAGCCUAUCCUACAUGAACAUCUCCACAGCACCGCGGACAUUCGUAAUCUGCCCAACUCUUGAGGUUGGGGAGGUUUAGAGAUCCCAGAUGCCUCUGUUCAGCUGUAGGGCCCCUCAAGGUUCAGUCCUUGGUUCCUCUUUUUAUUCCUUAUGUGCUACUUUUAAAAUGUGUCAUCAGUCAGCUUGAAAUUGUAAUCUAUUGCUGUGCAGUACACUGAGCUGGAAUGGAUAGUGUGUCAGUCUUUCUAAUUUUCCUCACAGCUGCUUUGAGGAAAUGAGCAUUUGGUUGAAGCACACAGUCGUCAAAAAAAGUCAGACCCUUUUUGAAGGCAGCCCUACUAAGCCCAACAAACAUGUACCACCUCACCUUUGCUUACUAAAUCAUUUUCCUCUGCAGUCUUCAAUCUGGGCUUCAGUUUGGGCCCUUACCUUUCCUUAAUUGGCCAUAUUAAGUAUCAGGGCAAAGAUUACUUCUCAAAGUUUUAAAAAUCCCAUCAACCAUUGUCAAAUCCUAAAAUUGUUGGUUCCAGAGAGGUUUGUGUCUGUAUUUUCUCAUGCCUUGGGUGUGGCAACAAAAGCUUGAUGGGGAUCCUUGGCAGGGGUGUCCAGAAACUCCGGUAUGUCCAGAACAGCACUGCAAGGCUUCUGAUGAGAGAGGAACCAUCAACACAUCACACCCAUUCUGGCCUGAUUACACGGGUACACUGGUUCCCUGUCUCCAUGUUUUAAUUCUUUGCCCUUGUGUGUCUGUGUAUGUGUGUGUUUUCCUUGUUCCCCUGUAGCUGUUUGAGGUUUUCUUUUAAUGAAAAAUGUGUUAGAAAUAAAAUACACUGCCAAUAUGGUACCUGGGUAAAGCUUUAGCUAUGCUAAAGACAGCAGUAACGUACAAUUUUGGCUGACACAGGAUCAAUCAAUGUGUAGACUUGUUCUGUAUCAAUGUUUAUAUUAUAUAAAGAGUGCAAUUGAAUUACUGAGCCUAACAAGCCUUUCAGGUAAAGUGAUAACAGUAAAAGUCACCUUUAAUUAAAAGAACGUGUGGCCUAAAUACUGGGUAUUCAAUUUAUCAUUGAAACCCAACCAUCAUUGAAGUACAUUACAUGGCCUAGAUAUGUCUAACACAGGUGCUGAAUUUGCAUUAAAAUAGCCUGUAACAGGGGCUGUGUUUUAAACUCAGAAAUGAUAGAUGAGUUUAAUUAAAAAUUGUAAUAUGCCUGCUCUGGGACCUUAAAUCUUCUCCAAUUCAGGUUGAACUUGUUCCCAAAUGCAUAUCACAGUCAGCUGCAACCAUAAUCAGGAAAGGUGAAAUAUCUGACUUUACAGCUGGUUAAAUAGUAACAUAUAAACACUUAUCAGUCAUUUUCUUGAUUGUGUAUUCAUGACUUAUUUGUUUUGUGGUUUGCCCACAUUUUGUUUCUUCACCAAAGGAUUUCAGGUCAGGAUAUAUGCUAUCUGAGCUGCAUGCCAACCUUGUCAUUAAGAUUGCUUUUUUCACUACCUACACUUUAUUCAGUGGUCAUGACAAGUAGACCUUACAAGAGCAUCAAUGCAGAUAUUCUUAACUUUUGUUGACAUAAAAAUAAUAGUAAUAAUAAAUAAAAAAAAGUGUCCUUGUAUCACUGUGUUGAACAUCAGAGAGUAUUUUUCUCACCUUACCUGAAUUUGGGGUGAGUGUUGCAAUAUGUCCAUGUGUGUGUGCAGAACCAAACACCCAUAUGUUCUUCAGGUGUCAAGUCCUUUGGAGGCUGAAUUUUACACUAUGUUAAUCACAUUACAGGCCUCUCUGUGCAGUCUCAAUUUUAUGUUUGUACUGGUGAUUAUCUGAGUGCAAUAAACACUGAUGAAACAUCA
Molecule: messenger RNA, 5733 nt
Organism: Myripristis murdjan (pinecone soldierfish)
Lineage: Eukaryota; Metazoa; Chordata; Actinopteri; Holocentriformes; Holocentridae
Gene: trim32
Product: tripartite motif containing 32
Exons: 2
Coding region: 185-2242 (685 amino acids)
Molecular function (GO): zinc ion binding; protein binding
Source: RefSeq, a predicted model, not a curated record